This is a messenger RNA of Linum trigynum, 666 nucleotides long. The record is from the annotation of a GenBank genome assembly. Lineage: Eukaryota; Viridiplantae; Streptophyta; Magnoliopsida; Malpighiales; Linaceae.
AGUCAUCAAACACCUCCAUCCCAAGAAAAAGAAGAAAAAAAAAGACAAGUGUGGGAGUACUGAAGAAUUAAUGGCGAAGAGGAUGUCAUCAGCAGCAGUAACGGUUACUACUACCGUUCUGCUAGCAAUAAUUUGCACCAUGUUUUGUUCCCUGCCGGCGGUGAGCUGCUUCAAUGCUGAGCCAUGCGAUGGAGGUGACAGCACAGGGAGGUGCAGCCUGGAUCCGCUCCCUGCGCCGUCAGCUUACCGUCAACGUUUCAUAUUCGACGGCUUUUCGGCAGUUGUAUUUCAUGCCGGCAACUUCACGGGUUGCUACAAGAGGGGUUUUGUGUCCGCAGAUGGCAGUCAGGUCGCAGCGGUAGCCUAUUUUAAUUGCGACGGCGCGCCUAGCGACGACUGCCGUGACUGUUUCCGACGAGGGUUCGCCCGCCUGGAACAAGGGUGUCAAGGCCGAGCUGGAGGAACCGUCUUGUUAGAGAAAUGCUGUGUGAGGUAUGAGACAGCUUAUUACGACUUCUGCGCACUGGGUGUUGAAGAUGGUGUCUGAUGAAGUUCCAGAUCAGGGGAGGCUGCUGAUGAAGACUGCUGAAGUUCUGCUGAAUCCGAAUCCUUUCCGGAGAAGGAAAAGCAGUACUGCGUCGUUUUAAAUAAGUUAGGCUUUCGUUA